AUGGGACUUAUUUCAUACGAAAAUGAGGCGAUAAACGAGGUGAAAAAGGCAGAUAACCAUCACGUUAGCAAAUUUGUGACUAGUUACUAUGGGCCAUCAUCGUCGUCAUGGCAGUCAGGAAUAUGGAUUUUGUUUGUGCUGUUUGUUGCCGCAGUAAUCCUUAUAAUACUGUUCACUUUUGUAGCGAACAGAAGGAGACGAAGGAUGGGGCGUGCUCCCAUUAGAGGUACGGCAUGGUUGACACCGCCUUCAUACAGACAGUCUCAGCAACAAUAUACUGGGACCGUUCAGCAACGGACAGAUGAUUAUGUUCCUGAGUAUACAGAAACAGCGAACGAACAUGAUCUUGGAUACUAUGACCAGCGGGGCGAGUUUCACCCCAACGAUAAGGCUGCAUACGUGGCCCCCCCGCCAUUGGUACAAGAAUGUUCAUCAGAAUCUGUUAAUUCUUUAGAAAGACCUCCCGCUGCUGUAGUUCACCAAGCUAACUCUUUAGAUACGGAUUACGGUUUAACAAGGCCUAGCAAUGGGCGCGUUCCAGCUGUAAGUGAUACGGUGGAGCAAUUGGAAAGGCUUCCGGGCGGGACUACAACGCAGGAAAUUAACCCACCGGAGAGGGCAAAGGUAAAUGCAAGGUCAUGA
This is a messenger RNA of Saccharomyces cerevisiae S288C, 642 nucleotides long. RefSeq names its product Rcr1p (gene RCR1). Gene Ontology annotation, cellular component: endoplasmic reticulum membrane. The transcript has a single exon. Lineage: Eukaryota; Fungi; Ascomycota; Saccharomycetes; Saccharomycetales; Saccharomycetaceae. The record is from RefSeq and is marked reviewed. The coding region runs from base 1 to 642 and encodes 213 amino acids.